Messenger RNA from Pelecanus crispus (Dalmatian pelican), 1568 nucleotides. The record is from RefSeq and is a predicted model, not a curated record. Lineage: Eukaryota; Metazoa; Chordata; Aves; Pelecaniformes; Pelecanidae.
UUCCUUUGCACUUCUCAGCAAAUCCAGUUUGCAGAUGACAUGCAGGAGUUCACCAAGUUCCCGACAAAGACGGGCCGUCGGUCCUUGUCCCGCUCCAUCUCCCAGUCUUCCACUGACAGCUACAGCUCUGCUGCCUCCUACACGGACAGCUCUGAUGAUGAGGUGUCCCCCCGAGAGAAACAACAAACCAACUCCAAAGGCAGCAGCAAUUUCUGUGUGAAGAACAUCAAGCAGGCAGAGUUUGGGCGCCGGGAGAUCGAGAUUGCUGAACAAGACAUGUCUGCUCUGAUUUCGCUCAGGAAACGAGCUCAAGGGGAGAAGCCUUUGGCUGGAGCUAAAAUCGUGGGCUGUACCCACAUUACAGCGCAGACUGCGGUGCUGAUCGAGACGCUGUGCGCACUGGGAGCGCAGUGCCGCUGGUCUGCCUGUAACAUCUACUCCACUCAGAAUGAAGUGGCGGGUGGCGCCGCAGAUGCUCCUCUUCUUCUAGGUGUUGCCGUAUUUGCCUGGAAGGGGGAGUCGGAGGAUGACUUCUGGUGGUGCAUUGACCGCUGUGUUAAUGUAGAUGGCUGGCAGGCCAACAUGAUCCUGGAUGAUGGUGGGGACCUGACCCAUUGGGUUUAUAAGAAAUACCCCAACGUAUUCAAGAAGAUCCGAGGGAUUGUGGAGGAGAGUGUGACUGGUGUGCACAGGCUGUACCAGCUCUCCAAGGCCGGGAAGCUGUGUGUCCCAGCCAUGAACGUGAACGACUCUGUCACCAAACAGAAAUUCGAUAAUCUAUAUUGCUGCCGGGAAUCCAUCCUGGACGGCCUGAAGAGGACCACGGAUGUGAUGUUUGGAGGGAAGCAAGUGGUGGUUUGUGGUUAUGGGGAGGUCGGCAAGGGAUGCUGCGCCGCUCUGAAAGCCCUGGGAGCCAUAGUCUACGUCACGGAGAUCGACCCCAUCUGCGCUCUCCAAGCUUGCAUGGACGGAUUUCGGGUGGUGAAGCUGAGUGAAGUAAUCCGUCAGGUGGAUGUCGUCAUCACCUGCACAGGAAACAAGAACGUCGUGACCAGAGAACACCUGGAUCGGAUGAAGAACAGCUGCAUUGUGUGCAACAUGGGCCAUUCCAACACCGAGAUCGAUGUGACCAGCCUCCGGACCCCGGAGCUGACCUGGGAGCGGGUUCGCUCCCAAGUGGACCACGUCAUCUGGCCGGAUGGGAAGCGGGUGGUGUUGCUGGCUGAGGGCCGUCUUCUCAACCUGAGCUGCUCCACGGUUCCCACCUUCGUUCUCUCCAUCACNNGAUCUCUGCAGGCUCUGGCUCUGAUUGAGCUCUACAACGCUCCCGAGGGCCGUUACAAACAGGAUGUGUACCUGCUGCCGAAGAAGAUGGACGAGUACGUCGCCAGCUUGCAUCUGCCUUCGUUCGAUGCCCACCUGACAGAACUGACGGACGAUCAGGCAAAAUACCUGGGACUCAACAAAAACGGGCCUUUCAAACCCAAUUACUACAGGCCUCCUCGGUUUGGGGUCUGCCCCCCUCCAGCCCUGCCCCUUCCUGCCCCUCCUAACAUGGCGGCCCGAAG